Nanorana parkeri is the source of this 1876-nucleotide messenger RNA. RefSeq names its product myocyte-specific enhancer factor 2D homolog. Lineage: Eukaryota; Metazoa; Chordata; Amphibia; Anura; Dicroglossidae. The transcript has 9 exons. The record is from RefSeq and is a predicted model, not a curated record.
AUGACUGUUUAUGAGCAAAUACCAACGCCCGCCGCCGGCGUGGAGCGGGAUCCGGGACGUUCCACUGAGCCCAGGCACCGGAUCCCGUCACCAGACCCAUUCAGUCACCAGGCCCAUCCCGUCACCAGACCCAUCCAGUCACCAGACCCAUCCAGUCACCGGACCCAUGCCGUCACCAGACCCAUCCCAUCACCAUGCCCAUCCCGUCACCAGGCCCAUCCCGUCACCAGACCCAUCCCGUCACCAGACCCAUCCCGUCACCAGGCCCAUCCCGUCACCAGGCCCAUCCCGUCACCAGACCCAUCCCGUCACCAGGCCCAUCCAGUCACCAGGCCCAUCCCGUCACCAGACACAUCCCGUCACCAGGUGCAAGCAGUGGGCGGAUUGCAGACGUUAAGAAAGAAAGGUUUUAACGGGUGCGACAGCCCCGAACCGGACGGGGAUGACUCCAUUGACCAGAGCCCCCUCAUGGAAGACAAAUACCGCAAUGGGACCCCCAAGUCCGUUCCAGCGUUCUCUUGUAUGUAUGUAUGUAUGUCGCACACGUAUGAUGCACCUGUUGUGAUCUCACGGCUCUGUUGUGUUCAGUCUGCAGUUCCAGCCCCCAACUUCGCCAUGCCGGUGACGGUGCCGGUGAGCAAUCAGAACGCACUGCAGUUCAGCAACCAGGCCGGCUCUCUGGUCACGCAGUCCCUGAUGACGGCAUCGCUCACAGACCCGCGACUCCUGUCUCCACAGCCGUCCAAUAUGCAGAGGAACACGGUAUCUCCGGGGCUACCUCAGAGGCCAGCGAGCGCAGGUAGCGAUCUCUGUGGCACAUUGUCUGAAUAUGGUUCUCCCUCUUCUAAUUUAGGCAACGGGUACAUCAGCGCACGGGCCUCUCCGGGCCUCAUGCCGGUAUCCAACGGCAACAGCAUGGGCAAGGUCAUCCCGGCCAAGAGCCCUCCGCCUCCCUCCCAGAACAAUCAGCUCGGCAACAACAGUCGCAAACCCGACCUGCGCGUCAUCACCUCACAGAGCGGCAAAGGAUUAAUGCACCAUAUGACGGAGGAGCAGUUGGAGAUGAACAUACAGCGGUUAGGAGGAGCUUCACAAGCGGCUCACUCUUUAACGACCCCGGUUGUUUCCGUGGCAACGCCCAGUUUACUGUCCCAUCAUGGACUGCCUUUCUCCGCCAUGUCCACAGCGUACAACACAGAAUACCAGCUGACCAGCGCAGACUUAUCCUCCCUUCCUACGUUCAGCUCUCCGGGCGGGUUGUCGCUGUGCAACGUGUCCGCCUGGCAACAGCAGCAGCAGCACCAACAGCAGCAACAGCACCAACAGCACCACCAAGCGCAGCAGCUGAUUUUUUUACUGUUAUGACAUCCCAACCGGGAGCGGAACACGGGCACCCCCCUGACGUCCUUCUCCCACCAGAGCCGCCACGACGCCACGGGCCGCUCCCCCGUCGACAGCCUCAGCAGCAACGCCAGCUCCUUCGAAGGCAACGACCGAGAAGACGGGCGGCCCGACUACACCUCAUCUCUCGGGCUCCUCAGACCCUCGGGCGACGCCGACGGCGAGAGCCAGUCCGUAAAGCGCAUGCGGCUCGACGCAUGGGUAACAUAACUGCUCCUAUAGGUGGUCGGCGCCCUUCCCCCCCGAAAGCUUCGUUCUUUUGCUCGCCGAGCACCGAGAGUGCGAGCCGGAGGAUGAGGUGCUGCUCGGGAGAGGGGGCGGGGCGGUAUGGGGUAGUCCCCGGUGAGGUCUAAUGCUGUAGGGUGGGUUACCUAUCAUUAACUGCCUGAGAUAUAGCUUUAGUAUUUGGUAGGCAUUCUUCCUAGUCCAACGCUUUGGGCAACGUCUGCAGGUGGCACCAGACUCCAUGGCGGCA